Anarrhichthys ocellatus (wolf-eel) is the source of this 11761-nucleotide messenger RNA. RefSeq names its product dispatched RND transporter family member 3 (gene disp3). Lineage: Eukaryota; Metazoa; Chordata; Actinopteri; Perciformes; Anarhichadidae. Gene Ontology annotation, cellular component: cytoplasm. The transcript is spliced from 21 exons. Bases 6572 to 10627 code for a protein of 1351 amino acids. The record is from RefSeq and is a predicted model, not a curated record.
GUGUGUGUGUGUGUGUGUGUGUGUGUGUGUGUGUGUGUGUGGCAGCACCAUCAUUUUCUCAUGGACCAAUGACCAUAGCACAUUGAGAUCUAUUGUUUCCUGUCAGCUGUCCUGACCAGUACACUUGGGCUGCUGCUUUUCACUAUGAACGUUGUGUAGCGAAGCAAAUUGAUUAACCACUCAGGCCCAAAGUGUUACUGCAAAGUUUAAUCAUGAAACACACGGCCACAAGCUAAAUCUUUUUGCAUAAUUUGUGACAAAAUGUUUUGUUGGAUCGUAAAAUUGUUGCUGUAAAUGUAAAAUUAAGAUUUUAAGUGAAGUUGUCAGGUUGUUGCCUAGGGUGUCUUUACUUUUCUUUUCUUUUUUAGAUCAAAAUGUGUUCACACUGUACAAUUCCACAAACAAUGCUGGCCUUCCUCUGAGCCCCUUUAGCAGGUGUUAAAAUGAUGCUAUACUAGAUGUUUUCCAACUUUAAUCCCCUUUAUUGGAGCUCUCACUAGAGAUGGAAUCUAAGUGGAAAACUCAAUUAAUGCUGACUGCAGUGCAACACUGAAGACAGACCAUGGUCAUUUGCAGAAAUUACUGGAUGGGUGCAGAUAGUUUUUCCAACUCUGUAUUGCUAAUCAAUAUCAGGUUUAUUUUCCAGAGCCAGAUUUUCAUAUCAGCCCAUUUAUUCUGUUGCACUGACUUUUGUGUGUAGUCAUAAAGGAGGAGACAUACAUACAUUUUCCUCUGUUUGCAGGAGAUGAGUUGGGCUGCUGUAAUAUGUAGUGUGUAUAUAUUCUAUAGUAUCUAGAAAAAAAGAAUAUAUAAGAAUAGUCAGGAGAUUAUGUAAUACUCCAUCAUUUGAUUUAAGAUCCAGAUGGUGAGGCGGUAAUCUUCUCUUUAUUUCCCCAAGCCAUUUGUUCACUGGGUUCCACUGUUGAUGAUACAGAGAGAUAAGACAGUUCCCUAUUAUUGUCCCUGUCCACUAGUGAGGACAUUACCCAAGUAAAAGAGACUCGGCGUGCAGAUGCCUCCUGCAUGCAGAGCCAUUUGCUUCUGUGCCAAUUGUUAAAUGAAUUGUGUAAUAUUGCUAGAUGUGUAAAACUAUUCAUCUUUUUCCAUUUCUUCCCAGUUUAGGUUGUUGUGCAGGCAGAUUCCUCCACCAAGUGAUAUAGCCAUUAAUAUGAAUCUCCUUUCAUAGCCAAAACAAAUAGUUGAGUUAUUUCAGAAAGACCUGCCCUAACAGGGACCAUCAAACAGAAACACUGACACUGACUUUUUCUUCUGUGUGAUCAGGGAGCGAACACAUAUCAGUCUGUCUCUCUGAAAGCCCUGUGAAUGUAAGCUUGCAUGUGUGUGUUCAGUAUGCAUGUGUGGGCGUAUGAAUGGCUGAUUUAUGUAUAUUUUGUAUUAUUUAAAUGUAUUUAAUUAUCAUAUGUCAACUGCCUAUAUGAGUUCUUGCCUGCCAAUAUUUGUGAUACAUGUUUACAGAAGUCUGUUGAGAUUGGAGGGACUCAUUAAACCCUAAAACAGGACACUGUAUGAAGUCUGUUUGGGUGUUGACAACAUUCAGUACUAGAAAUUGAUGUGUUUUCAUACAAUCUGUUCACAGUGAGAUGUGAUUAGACUCACUCUGCUUCACUUUAUUGAUCUCAGGUGACUGAAAAAGUCUGUUCAGUCAGAUGGAUCUGUCAAAGGCUGCGCCAAUAGCAUGAAGUCAGUCUCCUGAAGGGUGCCAACACACAGUAACUGUGACAUGAGCAGCAGGCUUAAACCUGUUUUCUUAGUUGGUUGACUCACACACUGCACCACCUGCUAUGGAAAGAGCUGCAUCGGGUGAAACUACAGAUUUAACCGUUCCCAUUUUAAAUAAUGGGAGUAUUUCUUAUUGCCAAUGCAAUCCAAGUUCAACCUGAGCAAAGGUUGAGACGUGAGGUGAUGGAUGAGUUAAAUGUGUCUGUAAGAGUGGAGCGCUGGUCAUUAAUGUUGGAUGAGAGUGAGCGAGGGCACUACAGUCCAGGAGAAACCAGUUUUUGCACAAGACAAACACAAGUCAAACUCGGAGUUGAUUUUAUGAACCCCACAAAAUAUGUGUGUGCUUGUACACACAGAAGUCAGAAUGCAUCUAUAACAGCGAGGCAGAUUAAACGGUUUGAAAGUGAGAGCGCCGUGCUCGCAAAGGGAAAUGAACCACAAGCUUAUAAACUCUUAUUUCAUAUUGCCUGCACUUUUUGUACCACUGUAGCAAGUUAUUGUGAUCACACUCUUAUAACACACCCCACCUCCCCACCAACAAGACUAGACUAGACCAUACCAACUCUGACAGCAUGGGAGGGUGCUCGGCUGCAGUAUCGUGACAACUGCAUUAUUUUAGUCCCCUAAAUCCUGCUGAAUUAAUUUGGAACCAGCCCGGGGCAUGUUUUGAUUCAUUCAUCAAAUGUCUCCAGGCUCUCCUGCCGUCCUCCGGUGAUUUACAGGAGAUUUUUCGGGCUGCACUCCCCUCCUCGCCUGUCCUCAACCGGUGAGCCAGUCAGCAGAGCAAGCUGAACAAAGCCAUGGGAGAGAGAGAGAGGAGCUUCUGGGAAGAAAUGUCUCUCACUGACUCUGUCGCCUGGACAACCGGAGCAUGGAGGAGAUGAAAUUGCAGAGCACAAGUUCAGCACAAUACAAGUGGACCCAGUAGGCCUGAACGCUCCACCUGUAAUCCUCGUCUCAUCAGCCUCAGGUAAGACUCCUCAGUGUUGCAGGCGUUUGCUUUGAUAGGGAUGCUUUCAUUUUUGCCUGAUGUAUUAAUACAGAUAAUAAUUCCUGAAGGUAGCAAACUGUGUAGUUAUCUUGGAAAUGCCAGAUAAAGUCCAAAAAUGAAUUAACAAAUGAAUAAAAGCUUAUCUUACCUGCUUGGAGUACAAGCAUUGUUUAUCAGAGUAACUCUGGGGCAGUUUUUCAUUAUGUAUAUAAAUGUGUUUAUAAACUGCAUAAAAAGGAAACAACCCUCACUGUAAUAUGGGGAUUAUUUACAACAUUUCAUGUAGAAGAGUGGGAGAAAUUGCAUGGUACAGCACCACGAUGCUUCACACACCGUACACCUAGCUCUGCACUCCCUUCAGUGCGAGCAUGAAUUCAUCGAGAACACAAUGAGAAAAUGAACACCGUUGAAUGAAUCUGGAGAGUUUGACUUGAACCACGGACUCCAGAUUCACAGUGCGCAAAGGAUAGAAGGCACGUCCGCUAUAAGCAUACUGCUGAGCGCUCAUGCAUAAGGAAUGUAUUCAUAGAGCACUCGUUGUGAAAUCGAUGCCUCUUUAAAUGAGGUGGUAUGCUUGCUGAGUUUACACCAGGCUGGGUUUGUGUGGGGCAGCAUGUGAUAUCCAUAUUGGAUGAGAUGGAGAGGAGAUAAAACUGAGGAGGGUGGGGUUAUUUUUAUCUGCUGUCAAUAAUGAAGGUUACUAAUCUCUCACCUUUUGUACACAAGAUGGAGAAAAGGCAGAAAGAUUGAAGGAGGAAAAGGGCAAGAGAGUGAGGGAUGGCGAGCAAAAGGGGGGAUGAGAGAGAUGUUGAGACAGAUGAUUGUAGGUGAAAGGUUCAGGCUGGCAGCAUGCUGGGAUCGCUCAGAGCUCCCACCUCAACUACCUGACACAAUCCAGAGAUGGAGUGGAGGGUAAAAACACUUACACUCAGCUUAUUCACGUUUUUAUGGGAGAAAAAAUACAUAAGAAAAACUGGUCGAGUGGAAUAUAUGGUUCACCUUCCUUUUUGCUCACAACUGGCUGAACAGGAGACAAAUACAGCUCUGUGCUGCACAAGACGGUGCUUCAAAUACUGCUGUACAAGCAAGCAGGUGCUGCAAUGACUAUCUGGGAAACACUUGUUUAAAGAUUUUGAAGAACAGAAGCUACACAGAGAGUUCAGAAUUGAGUCUUAUGCGAGGGAAGGUAAGUGAUUUUCAAGCGAUUAAUACCAGAUCUCAUACCUCAAAAGCUGCAAAUAGAUUUUCACUUCAGGGCCCUCGGUGCAUUUAUCUCCGUUUUGAGUCUAAAACUACAUUAUAGACAAAGAAACAUAGCCCCUAAUAUAAACCGAGCCAUAAGGGAGACAGCAUUUAUUCCUCUAAAUACAGGAAGCACGAUGCCAAAUUACACACUAUUUUUAAUCCACACCUGCGCAGGGUGCAAAUCGACUGUGUGCUCUUAAUCUUUACGGAACAUGUGGGAGCUUGUAAAAACAUUAGUCAUACCAACCUCUGCACUGCUCACAGUGCUUUACAGCUGCACACCACUCAUAAUCAUUGUACAUGAGGUGCAAUGCUCUUGGACACAAAGAAGAGUCAGACUCAUCAAGACGAGAGGAAGGGAUGUCUCCCUGUGGCUGUGCAUCACUGUAGUCAUCUUUCCUCCACUGUACCUGGAUGCUGUCUGUUGCAAGGCGCACAGUAGGCGACAGAGGGUUAGCACACAGCACACAGCACAGAGCUCUGCCUUGAUGUCCAAUAGGCACAAAGUCUGCAUGUCCGUCACUGAUGACUUCUUCAGACUGUGACAUCGGCCCCCUAAUCAGCCUGUUUUGACGUUAAAUCGGACACAGAAAUGUAGCUGUGGAAAUCUGCCUGUUAGAUGCUUUGCCAUGAAUCUAGCAGAAAAGCACAAUUUCUUUUCACAGAUUUCUGAGGUGCUGGUCGUUUGUUUGAAGGGUGACGGCUGUGGUGUGUGUGUGUGUGUGUGUGUGUGUGUGUGUGUGUGUGUGUGUGUGUGUCUUCAGUCAUUCCCCAGGCUUUUCUUUCCCCAUCUCUUCCAUUCCACUUCCCUCAUCAUAUUUCUGUGCUCGUCUGAGUGUCUCCUCUCAUCUUCUGUUGAUGAGAGCACCAUCAUCAAAACAAGCUGGAGAGGCAGACGUGAUGAACUGUAACAGGAUUACAAUAAUAUAUUUACCAAAACUCCAUUUCAUUUACUCUAAAUGCGCAAUUAUAUUUUACAUAUUUCUUAAGAUUUUGUCACAAAAUUGGUCAUAUUACGGACAGAAACACGUCUGGAGAGGAAAAGUGGCUUUCAUUAUGGUAUUACAGAAAACAACAUAUUGGGCUCAUUUGUAAAUAACAGCCCAUGAUGGGUGCAGAUAAGCAGUAAUGAUGCCUCCAAAUUACAGGCUUUAAAUUGGAACAAAUUAUUUUCUUUGUUCUUUGAGAUCCAAAAGUAAUUGAAAAUAAUAAUAAGAUUUUGUUUCAUAUUUCAUUCUUUGUUUUUACAAUUUAAAACCAAACUUUCCAAGACCUUUAAUGCAUUUGUCUUCUAACAGAGCAGCUUUGCAGAUGUUACUCUCCCAUCAGAAGGUGUACUGGUGUCCUUGUCUGUGCAGUUAGAUGACUUGGUGAAGAGGAAGUGUUGUGCGGAUUUAAAAAUGACCCAAAAUAGGCCUUUUUCCUCUUGGUUUCAACUCUUUCUUUUCUCUUUCAUGAAAGAAAAAAUCUAGCAUAAAAUGCACUUUAAACACUCUCAGAAAGUGAAGAAGGUGUAGAGCUCAGGCUGUUAAAGAUGUGGCUAUGAAACGCAUCCAUGAGCUGCUCCAUUAUCAGUGAACCUGAGACUUUGUGGACACAGUGCCUGCAAAGCACACAAGGGCAUUUUCUCCAGCAGACAUCAACACUUCUUUUUCUUUAGCCCGACCAUAAAAUAUAGUUUAUUCAGGUGUAAGACCACAAACACAAAUCCCAUAAAUCAACAAGCCUCUAGUUUAUUUGCAGCUCCAGGGUUUGUCUCGCAAGUCUUUCUUCUCUGUUUUUUUUGACUCGAGGAGUCUUAAUCAUUUUUACAAAUAUCGAUUACACGGCGUCAUUUGUAAAUUCUUAUUUUUUUUUUUACGAUGGAUUUUUCACUUAGGCUACAGAGCGGAGAGCAGCUAUCUUUUACACAUAAUCAAGAUGCACUGUCUCACCUGGCUGACCUUAAAGCGCUGCUCUAAAGAGAAUAGAUAAAUUGCUGCAGUUAGUGAGCUCACUGCCACUUGGAUACAAACUGCAGUACCUUGUGUGUCGAGGAGUGCAGAAAAAGUGGCACCUAUUGGCACUAUUAUUCAAAGGCUGCCCAUCACAGGAGGUAAACCUUUUCUUAUUCCUCAACUCUGCCUAAUAUCACACUCGCUCUUCUUGUCAGUAAUUAGACAAGUGAAAUGAAUUAAUUUGCUGCAGAGCAGACACUGCUACUGGGGAUUCGAAGACAGCCACCAGCAGACCCUCUCUGGGUGAUAAUGGGCUUGCACACGCUGACAGAGGGAAGAAUUAAAUCACAGCUUUUAACCUAUCUCACCCCCGAGCUCUUGUGAUCAGCAUCUUAAAGCAGAACUCAGCCAACCAUUUUCUCUUAUAAGGAAAAGAGGUCUCCCUUCCUCAAUGUUCUCCAUGUGAGCUGCUUGACGGCAGCUGCAUGAGGACACACUUAAUUCUCAUGUCCUUGCUUGCUGAGUGCAACUUUUAUUUAUUUAUUUUUUACUUUGUCCUUCACUUUUGUCUUGUGCUCAUGUCAGCUGCUGGCAGUUCAAACAUCUUUUUUUUGUGCUCCUGCCCCGAGAGAGAAAGGGGUGUUACUUUAAAUGAGCGAUGAUCAAGUGGUGUUAUGUGUCCCUGACAGGUGCCAGCAUGGAUGUGGAGGAUGAGCCACUGCUGUUUCAGACCAACUGGGGAGGGGAGGAGGAGGAGGAGGAGGAGGAUGGAGUAAGGCACGCAACAGGACAGAGGUGUUUUUCUGGGGAGGCUGGGGUGUGUGGACUUUGGAGGGCAGUAGGAUGGGUGUACACACAGCCCUGGGCCAGUGGAGUGGUUUUAGGGGUAGUUGUCUCGCUACCGUGUGCCCUGUUUGCCUACAUGCUCCUCUACUGCCCUCCUCUGGACAUAGACCUCUCCUAUAGUGCCUUUGAGGUUCACAGUCACUUCUCUGCCGAGCGCUUCGACGCCCUCACCAUUGCUGUAAAGACUCAGCUAGGGUCCUGGGACAGACGUAGGCGAGACUUAGAUAACAGCGAGUCUGAGGCCCUGAGGGAGCUUCUGCUGGAGAUGCUGAGCAGACAGGGAGCAUUCAACAGGACAGAUAAUGAGGGCGUGAGGUCUUCCACUCCUCCUAACGAUCCUUUACAUGCAGCAGAUGAUCAGAAGAGUGGAGCCUCAGAGAGCAGAGAUAAAAGGACAGUGCUGGAAUUGGGGAAGCACAAUAACUCAAAUCACAGAGCAGCGGAGGAAGCAGAGAGAUCAUGGGAUGAGAAUUUGACUCUUCCGCUCAUUAGGAGGCGCAGAUCUGCUCCCAAUUACUACCUGCAGAGCCAGGCUCUGUGGAGGAUCGAGCUGGUGUUUGUGGCUCAAGGGGAAGGCGAUCACAACAUCUUCACUCCUGAACGUCUGCAGACGAUUCACCACGUGGAGCGCCUGCUCAUGCAGCACCCGCAGUUUCAUCAGUUCUGCUGGAAGCCUCUGGAGAUGCUAAGGGAUCUGCCACUAGGACCGUCCUACUGCUCCCCACCCAGCUCACUCCUGACUUAUCUGUACCCCAGUGAGAGGGGAGGGAAGAUAUACUAUGAUGGCAUGGGCCCAGAUCUAGCUGAUAUUCAAGGUUCUCUGAGUCUGGCCAUCACCCACCCACAGUUCUACUGGUACGUGGAUGAGAGUCUGUCCCCUGAGCAUCUCUCCUCCUCCCUCUUACGCAGUGAGAUCCACUUCGGAGCUCCUCUUCCUUCCUACUACUCCAUGCAGGACCGAGCUCACGAGCAAAGAUCACGUUUCAAAGACUUUGUCGUUCAGUAUGCAGACACCCUGGCAAAGCAAUCCACCAGCCAGGUGAAGGUGCUGUAUGGUGGAACAGAGCUGUUUGACGAUGAGGUGAGACACACCUUCUACAAUGACAUGAUGCUGGCUGUCAUCAGUGGAGCGUGCAUUACUGUGCUCGUCUAUGUCCUUACCUCCUUUUCUGUGUUUCUGACUUUCUUCGGACUUACUAGCAUUGGACUGAGCUGCCUAAUGGCUCUUUUUCUGUACCAUGUUGUCUUUGGCGUGAGGUACCUGGGCAUACUCAACGGAGUUGCAGCCUUUGUAAUUAUCGGGAUUGGGGUGGAUGAUGUAUUUGUGUUCAUCAGCACCUUCAGACAGGCUUCUCAUCUGCGUCAACCGCAGCAGCGGAUGAUCUACACAAUUAAAACAGCUGGCCGAGCUACUUUUCUCACCUCCUUCACUACUGCAGCUGCCUAUGCUGCGAACACCUUCUCUCAGAUUCCAGCUGUGCAUGACUUCGGCCUAUUCAUGGCCCUCAUUGUGAGCUGCUGCUGGCUUUGGGUAUCCGCCCUGAUGCCCGCCGCUCUUUGUAUCUGGACUGAGUGUGUGGAGCCUCAGGAACACGCCUGGUUGAAUUGCUGGAAGCUGUUUUCGGGCCUGUCGGCGAGCCACGGCCCUUUGUCAGAUGAGGAUGAUGAUGUGGCACUUCUGUCAGUGGAGAUGGAGCCAGGCUCCUGUGACACAGAUGGCGACGCGGCCAUUCUUUCCCUGUCAGUGGAGACACCUCUCUCCCCUCCAGGGCAGCAGCAUGUGGGCGUGGUGAGCACGAAUCUCCGGUGGGCUCUAAAGCACUUAGUGGCAGAGCCGGCCGUGGUGCGGCGAAAGGCCGUUCUAGGUGUCUUCCUCCUGGUGCUGCUCUUGUCUGCUGGGUUCUGCUGUCUCCUGAGGCCCGCCACUCACGCCCCCCUUCUUUUCCGCCGGGACACAAACCUCCAGACUCUGCUGGCUCUGAGGAGCAACCUCAGCGGCCAAGGCAUCUCCUGCCCCAUGUGCUCUGGUGUGUUCAUGGAAAAGCCCCAUCCUUUGUACACCCACGCUUCCUCAUCAGCAUUUAAGUUCUCUACACAUCAGCAGACCCAGAGCACAACAGCCUUCUCUUCUCCUCGGAGCUCAGUAAAACCAAAUUCAAGCACCAACCAAACAGGCUCUUUACUUACAGUGUUCAUAUCAAAAUUGGACCUUGGAGCCUCUACAACUCUUUACCGCUUCUCCCUCAACACCAGCACUCCCUCCCCAUGGAAACUGUGCCGCACAGAGCAUGAAGACGUGUCAUCAUUUCAGGCUUAUAAUCAGCCCCGUGGCAAUUACACCACCAGAAUGACAGUGUGUGUUUCCCAUGUGUACCACCCGUACCCCAGCUGGAUGAUCACAUCCACCUUGUGUGAACCCCGUCAUGGCUGGACGCCAGAGUUUUCCUUUUAUGUAGCGUCAUCUCUGCAGCAGAACAGCAGGAGACUGUGCUUUGCCCAGCGCCGCCUGAGACCUCAUCCCAGCCGCGUGUGCGUCAACCCGCCUGGCUGCGGCAUCAGUUCUGGGCCUGAUGGACCCACACAGGGAACCUUUUAUAUUCCCAGUGAUGCCUCUUCUGCUGCCAAAACAAAAUCAUCCAAAACGUUUGGCUUCAACCCAUGCAGCGGCGGCGCAUGUGGCCAUCCAGCGGUUCGUCCUCUGGUCGACACCGGGGCGAUGGUUUUCGUUGUGUUUGGCAUCUUGGGAGUCAAUCGAACCGAAAUCAGGGACAACCACGUUAUUGGCGAUAUGGGCAGCAUUAUAUUGGACCCAGACUUUGAUAUUUUCCAGGAAAUGGGGCUUCUCUGCAAGAUCUGUAAAGCUAUUAGUGCAAACACACAACUUGUAAAGCCAGGAGGAGCGCAGUGUUUGCCUUCAGGUAAUAAACUGUCGUCCAUUCUGCCUCUGCUCCAUCCUGAAUGUCACUCUCUCCCUGAGCCCAACCUGCUCCCCGGGCAGCUCUCUCACGGAGCGGUGGGAAUGCGUGGAGGGAAGGUCUGCUGGCUGUCCAUGGCCUUUGAGUCUACCACAUACAAGGGGAAAUCCUCCUUUCAGACCUAUUCUGACUUCCUUCAGUGGGAGAACUUCAUCCAGGAGCAGCUCGCCUCACUCCCGCAGUCCUCCGCUCUGCAGCGGGGUUUCCAGACCUGCGAGCACUGGAAGCAGAUCUUCAUGGAAAUUAUAGGUGUGGAGAGUGCCCUCUGGAGUCUGCUGCUGUCUCUGGCCAUCUGUGUGGCAGCUGUGUCCGUGUUUACUGCACAUCCUCUGCUGCUGCUCCCAGUACUCAUAACCAUUCUAGGAGUGAUCUGUCUGGUAGUGGCGCUCAUGUAUUGGCUGGGCUGGGAGAUGGGAGGAGUGGAGGCAAUUUCUCUAUCCAUACUUGUGGGAUCUUCAGUGGAUUACUGUCUGCACCUGGUGGAGGGAUACCUGCUGGCUGGGGAGGCCCUUUCCUCUUCGCCUGGUCAUAACUCAGAGCCAGGGCCCGAGAGGCAGAGACGGACCUUGGAGGCAGUGAACCAUGUGGGCGUUGCCAUAGUGUCCAGCGCCGUCACCACAGUGAUCUCCACCGUCCCUCUCUUCUUCUGUGUCAUUGUGCCUUUCGCCAAGUUUGGCCAGAUAGUGGCCAUUAACACCGCCGUCUCCAUUUUUUUCACCCUGACCGUGACUGUGGCCAUGUUGGCGUGCAUGGCCCCGGCUCGCUUCAACAGACACCCCGGCGCCGUGCUGAAGGCCGGCCUGGCCGUGAUGGCCGCGGCAGCCUUGGGAGCGGCUCUGUGCUGGGUGGGAAGACGGCUGGGAGCGUUGGCCUGGCAAUCAAUCAGCACGUAAACACAACUGUCCGCCUACUUGCACUGAUGUCAGGCAGGGGAGUUCCUCUGUACGCAAAACUAUGAGAACUGUAAGCACUCUAUUGUCCUCCAUGUUUGGGAGGAAUAUCAGAUCAGUAAAUGGUCUUGUUCUUUACAGCACAAAGAUGUCAGAAUCUAUUCCACAGUUAGAAGCUGUUUGUCAUCACAAAGUACAUAUUUUUCAUUUGUAUUGAUCAGUGGAUUUUAAGAAACUCCAAGUACUAUAGUGUAUAUGACUGUAUAUGAUCGUCUUCAGCCUAUGGUGGACAUAAUUGAGUACUUGUUGGGAAACACUGGCCGAGUCACAGCUUUCAUCAGUGCGUCAUUGCCACUGACUGUUCUGUGACCUUCUGUUGCAAACACAGAGAGGGUGCCGCACUCUGACGUCCGUGAACAUUAGUGUUACUGUUGUUUUUAUGAUUCAUGGCCAUCUUGUGAAACAUUGUUUGAUUUCUUUUUUUUUUUUUUUGGUGUGUUUUCUUAGUUGUGCAUUGAAUGUGUUACCAGCCACAUUAGUAACAAAGGUUAUGAUGUCCCGAUGUGGCUGGAUUAAAAGUUGUACAAGUCAAGUUUAUACCGUGCACAGUUUUGUUAAAAGUAAUGUGGGGUGUAAAUGUUUCCGUAUGCUGCUCUCACACAUUCUGAACUGAACUUUUGAUGCUGCCAGCACACACUCGUUCUGAAGUGUAAACCAAGGCUUAUCGUCCUCUCUUUUGACCCCUUCACAUGUUUAUAUCUUGGAAUUCAAACUGCUUCAAUGUCUCUAUUUUUGUCAUCAGCACCAACUGACAGAGACCUCGUUAGCUCCUCAGGUGUGCCCUCUACACGUCCUCCACUGCACUUGUGGGCACUCACUGUAACCAACUCUGCUCCCUCGUCUGCACUCACCCAAUUUAGAGCACCACUCAAACACCCAUCGACGCCAGCUCCGGUCUGCCCCGCAGUGAAGGUGAGGGCCAUUUGUCAAACCACGUAACACAAUAAUGGCUCGGGAGAGUGACUGACUCAACUGCGGCAAGAGUAGUAGAUUUCUGUUCUGUGCGUGUUACUUGUGAAUGUCAAAUAAAAACAGGUGCAGAAAGCCUCGGCUAUCUUCUUUUGUGAAACCUCAGCA